AUGGAAGAUUCGCUUGAAUUUCACAGUAAAACCUACGAUGAACUUAAAACUGCAACGGAUAACUUACUUAAGAAUUUCAAAGAAAUGGAAACUGACCUGAAAUCUAAGCAAGAUAAAAUGGUGAACAUUGAAGCUGAAAUGCUGCGAAUGGAAAGACAUUCUAGAAGCUAUAAUCUCCGAUUUGGAGGAAUUGAAGAGAGAGAAAGCGAAGAUCCAAAGCAACUUGUUCUGGAUAUAUUAAAACAUGACCUUAAUUUAGAUGAGAUAACGAUUGAAAAUGCACACCGAACCGGUAAAAUAAAGAAAGGUGAGAUUCAACGCCCAAGACACAUCAUCGUGAAAUUCGUCUUCAGGACACAAAGAACCAUCGUGAUCCGCAAAGCCAAGGCCAUGAAGGUAAAAACUUUUUACGUUAUGGAGGAUUUGCCGGCUGCUGACAUACAGAAAAAGAACGAACUUAAAGAUGUAAUGUCCAAAGCUUUCAAAGAAGGAAAACGACCAUUGUUUAGAAAUGGAAAUCUUUAUAUCAAUGGGAAACUCUAUAUUAAAUGA
Molecule: messenger RNA, 552 nt
Organism: Anneissia japonica
Lineage: Eukaryota; Metazoa; Echinodermata; Crinoidea; Comatulida; Comatulidae
Exons: 1
Coding region: 1-552 (183 amino acids)
Source: RefSeq, a predicted model, not a curated record